UACCGCUGAAUAUGGAAGACGUGCAGUGGUCUUGUGCUGGAGGAACCGUUUAAAAAACUCAAUUUAAAUCUUUUUUUCGUUGUUUUAUGUAAAAGUACAACUCAGGCAUUCAUUAUUUCAAUCUAAAUAUGAAUACCAUGUGAUAUUGCAGUAAAGGAGUCCUUACUUAAGAUGCACCAAUGAGUUUUAUUGUUAACUAUUAAAACCUGUAAAAUGUUAUACUGAAUGGACCCAUUAUAUGAUUCUGGGAUCAAGUUACUGUGAGAUUCUUAAUCAAACUUUGAUGAGGAGAUGUUCAUGAAACUUCAAGCGUCUUCAGAUAUUGGCAGAGAUGCACAGAUAAUGGAAAUACAUCACUGAAAUAUUUGUUAGAAAUAAAAUAUUAAAACGAAGAGAAAAAAAUAAUAUCCAUAUAUUGUGGUGAAAGAAGAAAAAUUAUGGAAAAUGAAUUACAUGAGAAUCAGGUUAAAUGUAAAACACAGCCUAAGAUGAUUUGUUUUCCUGAUGAGAUGCUGAGAAAGAAAGCAAAAGCAUCUUACCAAUGUGAUGUCUGCAACAAGUCAUUCUCUCAAAGAAGUCACUUGAUUAUUCAUAAACGUAUUCAUACAGGAGAAAAACCGUUUCACUGUGAUAUCUGUGGUGAGUCUUUCUCACGAAAAGGUCACUUGACCACUCACAAAUACAUUCAUACAGGGGAGAAACCGUAUCGAUGUGAUAUCUGUGGUAUCUCAUUCUCUCAAGGAUCAAGCUUAACCAAACACAGGCAUAUUCACACAGGGGAGAAACCAUAUCACUGUGACGUCUGUGGUAGAUCAUUCUCUACAAGAAGUCACUUAACUACUCACAACCGUAUUCAUACAGGAGAAAAGCCAUAUCACUGUGACAUUGUGGUAAAUCGUUCUCAGCAACAGGUAACUUAACAUUUCAUAAGCGUAUUCACACAGGAGAGAAGCCCUAUCACUGUGAUAUAUGCGGGAUAUCAUUCUCUAAAACAAGUGACUUAACUGUACACAGACGCAGUCACACAGGGGAGAAGCCGUAUCACUGUGACAUCUGUGGUAAAUCAUUCUCCGGAUGUGGUGACUUAACGACACACAGACGCAUUCAUACAGGGGAGAAGCCGUAUCACUGUGAUAUUUGUGGUAAAUCAUUUGCUAAAGCAAGUGAUUUAACUAUACACAAACGCAUCCAUACAGGAGAAAAACCUUAUCACUGUGAUAUUUGUAGCAAGUCUUUCUCUAUAAGUGGUAACUUGACGAAACACAGACGAAUCCAUUCAAGAGAAAAACCAUAUCACUGUGAUAUCUGUGACAGAUUUUUUUCGCAAAAAAGU
Messenger RNA from Octopus sinensis (East Asian common octopus), 1333 nucleotides. Its product is annotated as zinc finger protein 436-like. The record is from RefSeq and is a predicted model, not a curated record. The transcript is spliced from 2 exons. NCBI's taxonomy places the organism in Eukaryota, Metazoa, Mollusca, Cephalopoda, Octopoda, Octopodidae. The coding region runs from base 438 to 920 and encodes 160 amino acids.